UGUAGAAAAAAAAUCAUCGCGUAAAUUAAUCUUUGAUUAAUCACGCCGAAAGAUCUGACGUGCAAUUAGGUAGUGCAGAAUUGGACAUCAACCUGCUGUAUUUACGUCCUGUUGAAUUUAAAAAGUGACAAAUUCUAGUCAGGCCACUGGACAACAAACUGUACAAAUUGAAGCACACUCUGCGUGAGUAAUAAUGGAGUCUACUUUAUCUGACGAAAAGGACGCUUCGAUCGCAGAUGAAGUCAAAGCGAAGCAAGUCACAGAAAAUGAAAAUGCACCCACAUCGUCCACACCAUCAGUGCCACCAUCCACCAUCGUUGAUGAAGAAUUAGACGCCCUUCUCAACGAUGCCCUCCAAGAUUUCGGAAAAGUGCCCCAAGUUCAACCUCCUGCAAAUAAUUUUAGCAAUAAUAGCGUGGCGCACAGUUUUGGAGCUAAAGGCAACAAUGAAGACAUGAAUCAGGUUUGGACGGAAGAAUUUAUUAAGGAAGCAACUGCUCAAUUUGAAAAGAAGAUGAGAGAGUGUCUUGUGGCCCAACAGCAAGGAGGGGCCUCGUCGUCGGGUACAACAUCACUAGAGACAGUUGCUCAAGAUUUGAAUAGAGUUGUUGAAGCAGCCACAAAAGCCGCUGUGGGUAACGUGGUCGAACCUUCGGCAGUGAUGUCGCAAAUUAAUGAAGCCAUGAAAAAUGUUAAUCUAAAUCCGCCAGUGAACGAUGGUGAUUUCAAUGAAGAUGAACUGGCUAAAUUGAUGAGCAGUUUUGGGAUGGGAGGAGGAGGUGAAGGCGAUGAUUCUGAAUUAGACGAAUUUCUUCCCUUUAUGACCAACUUUAUGCAAAAGCUUUUAUCAAAGGACUUGUUGUACCCUGUGUUAACUGACAUUGUCGACCGAUAUCCUGAAUGGCUAGCAGACAACAGAUCUAAAAUUUCGGGCGAAGACUUUGACAAAUACAACAACCAAUAUGGAUACAUGAAACUAAUAUGUGAAGAAUACGCUUCGGAAACUCCUACCGAUAACGAUGAAACUAAACGGAAACGAUUUGAUCGAAUCUCUGAGCUUAUGAUCAAAAUUCAGUGUUGUGGAUCGCCACCCAAAGAUUUGAUCGGAGAUGAUGGAGCCUUUCCAAAUAUGGACCCUGCAGCAGCAUUUGCAAGCAUGGGAAUGUCUGGUGCAGGAGUAGGAGGACCUGGUGGAGAUCAGUGUUCCAUUGUUUAAAAAUCAUUAUUUUAAGACAUGCUCAGAUUUGGUCACCCCAUAAUCCUAUUCAUCUCAUUGUCGUUUCACAUUGUUCCUUUUUGCAGCUUUUACUUGUUUUUAUAUCGUAUUUCAUUUAAUUGUCACUUUUACUCUGGUCAUGCCAUUUUACCCUUGACUAUAAUUUAAUUGCCAUAAUCGACAAAUGCAAAAUGUUUGUAUCGUACUUUUUACGAUAAACCGUACAACUUCAGAAUUACAUUAUUUUAUGAACACCGAAUCAUAAUAGUCAAACAUCGAAACAAAUGAUGAGUCACAAUUUACAAUGAUGUAUCACGAAUAACUGAAUUAAUUUAUUCGAGUAGAAUAAAAUAAAAGCAACACAAAAAAUA
Messenger RNA from Folsomia candida, 1587 nucleotides. RefSeq names its product peroxisomal biogenesis factor 19 (gene Pex19). The transcript has 6 exons. The coding region runs from base 194 to 1216 and encodes 340 amino acids. Gene Ontology annotation, cellular component: peroxisome; peroxisomal membrane. Lineage: Eukaryota; Metazoa; Arthropoda; Collembola; Entomobryomorpha; Isotomidae. Gene Ontology annotation, biological process: protein import into peroxisome membrane. The record is from RefSeq and is a predicted model, not a curated record.